Molecule: messenger RNA, 1485 nt
Organism: Loa loa (African eye worm)
Lineage: Eukaryota; Metazoa; Nematoda; Chromadorea; Rhabditida; Onchocercidae
Product: pre-B cell enhancing factor
Exons: 12
Coding region: 1-1485 (494 amino acids)
Biological process (GO): NAD+ biosynthetic process
Molecular function (GO): nicotinamide phosphoribosyltransferase activity
Source: RefSeq, a predicted model, not a curated record
AUGGAAUCAGUCGAGAACGUCCUCUAUGUUGCAGAUUCAUAUAAGGUGACACAUCAUAAUCAGUAUCCAGAAGGUACCACACAUGUUUACAGUUAUUUUGAAAGUCGUGGUGGCAAGUUUUCGGAAGUCUGCUUCUUUGGCCUUCAGUAUAUUAUAAAACGGUGGCUUGUUGGUCCAGUGGUUACGAAGGCAAUGAUUGAACAAGCGAAGCAAUUUUAUAAAUCGCACUUUGGUGGACUUGAUAUUUUCAAUGAGGAAGGCUGGAAUCAUAUUGCUGAAGUUCAUAAAGGCCAUCUCCCGUUAAAGAUCAAAGCAGUACCGGAGGGUACGGUGGUACCCGUUAAAAAUGUGCUUUUCACUGUUGAAAAUACCGAUCCUUGUGUGCCAUGGCUAACAAACUGGUUUGAGACAUUGCUGGUUCAAGUGUGGUAUCCGAUGACAGUUUGUACGAAUUCAAGGGCCCAAAAGCUCAUCAUUGCACAGUAUUUGCAUGAAACGGCCGAUUCUAUAGAUGGAAUUCAUUAUAAGCUCCAUGAUUUCGGAUAUCGUGGCGCAUCUUCUGUUGAGAGUGCAUCGAUUGGUGGAGCUGCACAUCUGGUGAAUUUCUAUGGUACAGAUACCAUAGCUGGCUUGCAGUUAUGUAGAAAAUAUUAUGGAGCAGAAAUGGCUGGCUUUUCCAUUCCCGCUGCAGAACACAGUACAAUUACUACGUGGAAGAAAUCAGGUGAAUCGGCAGCAUAUUUGAACAUGUUGGAACAGUUCCCAGAUGGUUCCGUUUCCGUAGUUAGUGAUUCUUAUGAUGUCUUUCACGCUGUUUCCAAUAUUUGGGGUGAUGAAUUACGCCAGUAUGUGAUCGAUCGAGCCAAUAAAGGAUGCGUUGUCAUCAGGCCUGAUAGUGGUGAUCCCAGCCAAGUUUUGAAUUUAUUGGCAGAAAAGUUUCCCAUUGUAACUAAUUCGAAAGGCUAUCGACUUUUACCAUCUUAUUUGAGAGUUAUGCAGGGUGAUGGUAUAUGUUAUGAAUCUAUUGGGAAAAUCCUAGAUGCUGUGACUCGUAAUAAGUGGAGUGCAGAUAAUAUCGUUUUUGGUACAGGAGGAGCUUUAUUACAAAAGUUAGAUCGUGACACUCAGAAAUGCGCGUUCAAAUGCUCGCAUGUUGUUAUCAAGGGUGAAAGUCGAGACGUUUGGAAGAGUCCUACGACAGAUGCUGGAAAGCAGUCAAAACAAGGAAGAUUAACUCUAGAAAGGAGAGAGGAUGGUAGUCUUAUUACAGUCGAAAAAGGACAAGGGGAUGCUACCAAAGACAUAUUGGUAACAGUGUUUGAAAACGGAAGGCUGCUUGUUGAUUAUAGUUUGGAAGAGAUUAGGGAUCGAGCUGAACUUGAUAUUGUUAAAGAGCAUAAACGAAACGUUGUUAAUAAUGAAGCAACAGUGAGAACUAUAAAUAAUGGGUCGUGGGUAGCUGCUGAUGGUAACUUCGUUUCCUGA